Messenger RNA from Desarmillaria tabescens, 577 nucleotides. Its product is annotated as vacuolar transporter chaperone 1. The coding region runs from base 105 to 530 and encodes 141 amino acids. Lineage: Eukaryota; Fungi; Basidiomycota; Agaricomycetes; Agaricales; Physalacriaceae. The transcript is spliced from 4 exons. The record is from RefSeq and is a predicted model, not a curated record. Gene Ontology annotation, cellular component: vacuolar transporter chaperone complex; fungal-type vacuole membrane.
CAGACACUGGCAACCUUCUACCAAUUCUUUCACUCCGUGUAGAGCGACUCCCGCUCGACUGUUUAUCGCCAUCUGUCUUCGCGUCGUUGGCUACUCUCUUUCCAAUGUCUACUCAGCCAUUGCUUCAACGUACUGCUGCCAAGCGUAUCGCAUUACCAGUUCGAGUCGAGCCGAAAGUAUCCUUUGCCAAUGAACGGACAUUCCUGUCAUGGCUGCAUUUCACCGUCGUACUAGGCGGUCUCGCCGUUGGGCUCUUGAAUUUUGGUGACAAAGUUGGAAAAAUCAGCGCUGCGAUGUUUUCAGUUGUAGCGAUGUCUAUUAUGAUAUAUGCUCUGUAUACAUAUCACUGGCGUGCUGCAUCUAUUCGACGAGGUGGACGGGGUCCGUAUGACGAUAGGCUUGGUCCGACAAUACUAUGUAUUGCGCUACUAGGCGCGUUUUGUUGUCCCUACAACAGCUCAUCGAUUACUGACGUCCUUAUUAUAGUGGCUAUCGUCGUCAAUUUUAUAUUGCGUUUUACGGAGACAUAACGACCCAAUUUCGCUGAUAUGGACUAUUUACGGUACCACCCAUCGGG